AUGCUACCAAGUGCAACAUAUUCAUUAGAAGAAUGUAUAGAUCAUAUUGGAUUGGGAAGAUAUCAAUGGCGUUUGAUAGCUAUACUUGGUUGUUGUUCAAUGGCUGAUGCAGUUGAAAUGAUGCUUUUGGCUAUUUUAGGACCAGCACUUACGUGUUAUUGGCCAGAUGUUACACAAGUACAAAUAGCUGCAUUAACUACUGGUGUAUUUGCUGGUAUGUUAGUUGGAGCAUUCACAUUUGGUGUUAUAGCCGAUAAAUACGGACGACGACGAGUAAUUUUUACUAGUGCAGUACUGAAUACUAUAUUUGGAGUUUUAACAGCAUUUGCACCGAGUUAUUAUUGGAUACUUGUAGCAAGAAUUUGUGUUGGGUUUGCAUUAUCAGGAGCUUCUCAAGGUUCAACACUAAUGCUUGAAUAUUUACCAUCAAGUACACGUGCAACAAUUACAAUUGUUAUCGAAUUAUUUUGGUCCAUUGGUAGUAUUUUUGAAUAUGUUCUAGCUAUGUAUAUUGUUCCAACAUAUGGAUGGCGAAUAUUAACAGGUCUUUCUGCUCUACCAAUAUCAAUUGUUGCUAUAUGUAUGUAUUUCGUACCUGAAUCACCUCGUUAUUAUGUUGCUUGUGGUCGUACUGAAAAAGCUGAACAUAUUUUAAAAUCAAUUGCAUUAACUAAUAAUCGUUCACUUCCACCAGGAAAACUUCGUGAUACCAAUGCACAAAAUGAAUGUGGUUCUGUUAAACAAUUAUUUCAUAAAAAUUAUAAACGUACAACAUUUUUACUUGCAUUUAUGUGGAUGACUGUAUCAAUGAGUUAUUAUGGUUUAAUAUUAAUUAAUACAUCUAUAAUGACACUACUUCCGAAUGAUUCUAAACCAAUUAUAGACACAAUUACAGUUAGUCCAGUAAAUCAUUGUAAACCUUUAACAACCGAUGAUUACAAAUCAUUAAUAUUUACAACAUUUGGUGAAAUGUUUGGCAUUCCUUUAGUAUUACUUUGUCUUACAUAUUGUGGUCGUCGUACAACAUGUAUGAUAAAUUAUUCAUGUGCAUCUAUUUGUUUUGCAUUAUUCUCAAUGUCACAAGGAAAACCAUGGAUGAUCAAUUCGAUUACAUUUGUAACGCGAAUGUUUAUUAAUGCACAAUAUGGUUUAAUAUAUUUAUAUACAAUGGAAGUCUAUCCAACUGUGAUACGUGCUAUGGCUAUUGGAUCUGCAUCAUCAAUGGCAAGAGUUGGUGCUAUGAUUACACCAUUUUUAGCUCAAGUUUUAAUAAAAAAAACUUUUUAUGGAACUAUUGCUGUUUAUGUAACAGCAACAGCUGUAGCAGCACUAUGUUCAUAUUUAUUACCAAUUGAAACAAAAGGUCGUGAAUUAAAGCAAGCAACAUCUGAUCAUCAUGAAACUUCGAUUGCAACAACAGAUGAAAUCACUGUACCUUCAUGGAAGACAACCGUUGAUAAUAUAACAGGAAUAAUGAAUGUAAAUAAUGAAAAUACCAAUAAACGUUAUCAACUCUUGCGACAAGAAGAUAUUAGUGAUGAAGAUCUGUAA
Molecule: messenger RNA, 1551 nt
Organism: Adineta steineri
Lineage: Eukaryota; Metazoa; Rotifera; Eurotatoria; Adinetida; Adinetidae
Source: the annotation of a GenBank genome assembly